AGACGACAUCUUGCUUCGUCUGUCCCUCAAGUCCCUACGUCCCUCACGUCAUAAUACCUCGCAGAACCAGGAAUCGACCACAUGAUGAAGAACUGGAAAGUCGGACUGUUCUACAUAUAUAUCUGCUUCUUUCUUCUUCCUCUUUCUUUUUCACCGUCUUGUCCGAUGCCCCUGGUCAAUUCGAUUUUCUCUCCUUGAAGCUUAUUAUAAACACUAUAUAUUAUAUCGGCAUCGAAUAUACCCGUCGUUUCCCAGUCUGUCCGUCUUACUGCCACACUCAUGGAGCACCUCAGCGUUGGCACCUGGGCAGCCCAGAAUCCCGUCGCAACUAUUAUGGCAUCCGUGGCCCUGUUCCUCCUGCUCUGGGCAUGGAAAGUGAACCAUGCCAUGAGUACCACGCAUCCGGAUCUCCUCAAGCUGACCAAGGGACCGUGGCUUGAGGAGGAUAUCAAGAGGGUCUACCGUCGCGUCGAGGAAGCCCCAUGCGACUGGAAGCCUCAUCUCCCGCCUAAGCGAGAGAGGCGAUACAUCGUCGUUGGCGGUUCGGGUCUAGUUGGGGGUUAUAUCGUCCUCCAACUCCUCCAGCGCGGACAACCGCCUUCCUCCAUUCGCAUCGUCGACGCCCGGCCACCCGUCCGCGAGGAGCUUCUCGCCGGCUCGGCCGCCCACGUCGAUUUCGUCCAAGCCGACAUCACCUCGGAAUCCUCCACCCAAGCCGCAUUUGCCAAACCCUGGGAUCCUUCCGUCGGGGGCCUGCCUCUAACCGUGUUCCACACUGCCGCCGUCAUCCGGCCCUCGGAGCGUAGCCCCCUCGUCUACGACCGCUGUGCCAGAGUGAACGUGACGGGCACCGCGCACGUCCUCGCUGCGUCCCAACGCGCCGGCGCAGACGUCCUGAUCGCCACCUCGAGUUGCAGCACCAGCCUACGGCCCGUCACGUGGUUCAACGCCCCCUGGUCUCGCUGGCCGACCAACUACGUCCAAACCAUGACCGAGGACGACUUUUUCGCCCCGCUCCGCCGCCACGAGGAGUUCUUUGCCAACUAUGCCCGCAGCAAGGCCGAAGCCGAGCGGCUCGUCUGCGCAGCCGAUGCCCGUGGUGGUAGUGGUGGAGGUAGUGGCGGCGGUAGAGGUAGCGGCGGCCCCGGGACAGCCCUGCGAACCGGCGUCAUCCGCCCGGGCAAUGGCAUCUACGGCGCCUCGCCCGACGUCAUCGUCACCCCGGUCUUAACAAUGGACGCAUUCCCCACCUUCUCGGCCCCGUGGGUUCAGAACUGGGUACACGGCGGCAACGUCGCCCUGGCCCACCUCGACCUCGAAGCCGCCCUCCUGGGUCCCCACGCCGAUGCCGUCGCGGGACGGCCCUUCCUCGUCACCGACGAGGGCCCCCCUCCGCGCUUCGCCGACUUCUACACCGCCCUGCGCACCGUCUGCGACCCGAGCCCCGCGGUGCACUACCCGCCGCCGGUGUUGCUGCUGGCCCUGGCGACCGUCAUCGAGGGGUGGUGCCUGCUGCUGUGGCACGUGCCCGUGCUGACGCGCCUCGGCCUCCGCGAGCCGCCCAUGCCCCUAUAUCUGCUGCAGCGUCCGUGCCUCAACGGCGCCAUCAACUGCAUCAUCGACGACCGGGCCGCCCGGAGACCCGUGCACGAGGGCGGCAUCGGGUACCACGGGGUCUGUACGACGAUGGAGGGUCUUUGCAUGCAGCUCGCGGACUGGAACCGUCGGCGACAGGCAAGGGGAGGGGAGAAAUCAUCCUCGGCGGUGGGAGCGGCGCUGAAGACGACUAUCAAGAGUGUUGCCGAGGUCGGGUCCGACCCGGCCGCGAGACGAGGCUAGGGGACAGGGAAAGGGAAAGGGACUCGGAAGUUAGAAGACCAUUUUAUCGUGAUGACUACCCCGUAAUAUAGAUAGUGAACUCAAGAUAUAUGCCUUGACGCUUACGUCUAGAUCGAGGCCUUCAGGAGCA
Sodiomyces alkalinus F11 is the source of this 1969-nucleotide messenger RNA. Its product is annotated as NAD(P)-binding protein. The transcript is spliced from 2 exons. Gene Ontology annotation, biological process: ergosterol biosynthetic process. The record is from RefSeq and is a predicted model, not a curated record. Gene Ontology annotation, cellular component: endoplasmic reticulum. The coding region runs from base 334 to 1839 and encodes 501 amino acids. Gene Ontology annotation, molecular function: 3-beta-hydroxy-Delta5-steroid dehydrogenase (NAD+) activity; 3-beta-hydroxysteroid dehydrogenase [NAD(P)+]/C4-decarboxylase activity. Lineage: Eukaryota; Fungi; Ascomycota; Sordariomycetes; Glomerellales; Plectosphaerellaceae.